AUGGAUAUCCCUUCUGGCUGGAAGCCUGAUCACGGAGAAGUGUUCCAAAAUACGCUGCAAAAUAUCGCGGAAUGCUCAAAAAGGCCGUAUUACGACAAUUUGCGAGGCUUCCGCUUUUCUCCGAAAAGCCUGCCGGCGGGCGUGUUCGUUUGGGUAAAGUACGGACAUGAAAGCGAUUCUUUGAGAGCAGAGGCCAACACGCAGUACUACGUACACGAACAGCUGUCCAAGAUGGAUGAGGGAGCUAGGCAGCGAUUCCGUGUCCCGCGAGUUUUCGACUUCAUCGACACAGAGCUUGACGUCAAACUCCAAAGCUUUGAUGAAUCGCAUUUGCUUCCUUACGGCAUUAUUGUGAUGGAAUACGUCACGGGCACCUCCGUGGCCCAAAUCUCAAGCGAUAUCAGACCAGACCCUCUUAUAGCAGUACGUGCUGUGCUUGAGGAAACGAGGAGGAAAAGCGAACAGGCUGCUUUACUACGGCAUCAUGAAAAUCAAGAGCAGGAACAGGGAAAGUUAGAGUCUGCUGUAGUGUCUUCUGAAGACCAAUCUGCAGACAAGAGCGGCGAACACUCAACCCGAACAGAAGGAUCGGCUGAACCGACUACUUCAGAGACGCACAAUGAGCGCCAGGCUCAUGGACAGGAGACGCCGGGGCUCUCUGCAUCGCCUUCCCAAGAACAGCAUGCAGAGCAGAGUUCCGGCAAAACUGAAUUAUCGGCUGAAGAAAUUGCCGAAAAGGAAGCUCCCUUCAAGAACCGGGUCGCAGAUGCAAUCUCCUUCCUUCUUUCAUUUCCACCCCCCAGCGAUGUCAGCCCUGGGCCUGUCGGGGGCGGCCUUAUCAAGAACUGGGCUUUUGGCAAGGACGAUUCCGAUGCACCGAGAGAGUUUGCAAACUUGGAAGAACUCAACGAGUUCGUAAACAAAAAAAUCGUCGAGGGACGGUCAGAUAUGAUCCAGGCCAACCUUGUCCCUGAGGGUCUGAAAUUGUGUUAUUGCGACCUCAACCUACACAAUUUCAUCAUGGAGGACAGAGAGAACCCAGACAGCAGGAUCAUCAUCAUCGACUUUGAACACGCGAACUUUCUCCCGCAUAGCUUCCUUACUUGGGAGAUGUGGAACAAACGCGAAUUCGACAUGGAGGAACGCGUCAGACUCCAGAGCAACCUGACAUUGAGCAGGGACAAUGUUUAUGCCAUUCACGAACUUUGUCGAGUGGUCACUCGGCAGUGGAACGUCACUGGUUACAAGGACUGA
This is a messenger RNA of Colletotrichum gloeosporioides, 1254 nucleotides long. RefSeq lists its product as uncharacterized. The transcript is spliced from 2 exons. The coding region runs from base 1 to 1254 and encodes 417 amino acids. NCBI's taxonomy places the organism in Eukaryota, Fungi, Ascomycota, Sordariomycetes, Glomerellales, Glomerellaceae. The record is from RefSeq and is a predicted model, not a curated record.